Molecule: messenger RNA, 1433 nt
Organism: Apis laboriosa (Himalayan honeybee)
Lineage: Eukaryota; Metazoa; Arthropoda; Insecta; Hymenoptera; Apidae
Gene: Fa2h
Product: dihydroceramide fatty acyl 2-hydroxylase FAH2
Exons: 6
Coding region: 138-1169 (343 amino acids)
Biological process (GO): fatty acid metabolic process; lipid biosynthetic process
Cellular component (GO): membrane; endoplasmic reticulum
Molecular function (GO): heme binding; fatty acid 2-hydroxylase activity; iron ion binding
Source: RefSeq, a predicted model, not a curated record
AAAGUAGAUGGUUUACGUAUCCGUCUCGCUGAUCCGUUUUAUUAACAAUAUCUAUAAAUCACAAUAUCUUUAAUCACUUUUUACUGAAACGACAAAUUAUCUAGUGAAUACAAAUAACAACCGGCUCGAUCGGCUCAAUGGCGAAGGUCGCGAAUUCUGGUUACGACUUAUGCAAACGUACCGUGCAACCGAUUGACAAUAAACAUAACAAUAAUUUUAUAGUUACCUAUCAAAAUCAUUCUUACGAUAUACAGGAUUUUCUUCGCUAUCAUCCUGGAGGAAAAAAAAUAUUAAGUUAUUUCAAAAAUCAAAGCUUAGAUAAAGCGUUCAAAGAAAAUCCUCAUUCGCAAGCAGCGUUUCACCUGUUGGAAGAUUUUACGUUGAAAAAUGAAGAAAAAUAUCAGAAAUACGAAAAUCUGAUUGAUUGGAAUGUAUCUAUACUUGGACAAGUAAGUUCGUUAGGUGAAAAUUAUUGGGAAUGGGUUAAUUUACCGGUGAAUCGAAAAAUUAGACUUUUCAAGUCAAACUUAUUAGAGAUUUUAACGAUCACCCCUUGGUACAUAAUUCCGCUUGUAUGGAUACCGGUAUCUAUCUAUUUCUUUUAUUCAGGAUGGAUGCAAAUAAAUUACAACGAUACUGAAAGUACCUUCAUUGAAAUUUUAACUUCUUAUAUAUUUGGUAUAUUGAUAUGGACUCUAUUAGAAUACGUGCUUCAUCGUAAAGUUUUUCACUUUAAACCACCUACUUCUUCAAAAUUACUUAUUACUUUGCAUUUUUUACUCCAUGGAAUUCAUCAUAAGACACCACUUGAUAAUAGAAGAUUAGUAUUUCCUCCUAUACCAGCUUUGUUAAUAGCAAUAUUAUUAUUUCAUAUUUAUAAAAUAUUAUUUCCUCAAACAACUUUUUAUUUUAUUAUCGCCGGUACAGCAACAGGUAUUGUUGUUGAAAUAUUUAUUAAAUUCGGAUAUAUGAGUUAUGAUUUAAUACAUUAUUAUCUACAUCACGGUGCGCCAAAAGCUGGAACAUAUUUUUAUUUAUUGAAAAGAAUUCAUAAUUAUCAUCAUUUCUCACAUCAUGAAUUAGGUUUUGGUAUCAGCAGUAAACUAUGGGAUUAUAUAUUUGGAACGACUAUUUGUUUACGAAAAUUGACAAAACCGAUUGAAUGGUAAAUAGAUCAAUGAAAAAUAAUUUAUAUGCGAAUUAAAAAAAAAAAAUUUUUAUAACAAAUAAGUACAAAACAAAAUAAUUGAAGUCAAUCUAAUGAUCAUCUUAUGAUCGAUGAUUCGAUCAUAAUACGAUCGUUCAAUAUCAUUUUAAGUACAAACAAGAAAUAAAAUAUAGAAUAUAUUUGUAAGAUCAAACAAUAAUUAAAAAAAAUUUUUAUAAAUGUUUUUAUAUGCUACAAACCUGAACAAAUUAAUGCUUUAAGUACA